AACGUUAACAGUUAUCUUAGGAAGGCAAUUUAAAGCUGCCCGAAUAAUUCUUGGGGACUACAUGGAGAUGGAGAUGAAGACGGAGAUGGAGCACCGCGAAAUGUGGAAAAUUCGAGAUAUUGUAUAAUCUCCAGAUCACAGAGCCUCACGGGAGAGGGAGAGAGAGAGAGUGGCAUAUUCCUCCAGAAAAACAAUGUCUUGUGUCUCUAGCCUCUUCCGAUUGGAACCCUCUUCGAACAUGCGCGACACAAAAAGAGAUGAUGUCGAAAGAUCCUGAUAAACUCCCAUAACAAAAGACUAUUUUCUCUUUUUUCUCCUUUUGGCUCCAACACUAUAAAAACCGCUUCUUUCUUCUGUGAUUUACACGAGACUGUAUCGCGGUUCGUUCUUUCUUCUUCCUCCUCUUCUUCUUCUUCUUCUUUGCUCUGUUCCUCUCUGUAAACGUUGAAAAGAAAAGAAAAGAACAAGGAAUGGCUCUGAAAGCAGUUCACGUCUCCGACGUUCCGAGCCUCGAUAGAGUCCCGGAGACCGCCGCAUUAGACCUCUCUUCCCAGUCCCGCUUCCUUCGAGAAGCGAACAAGGUGGACGAUGAGCCGAAGAAGAUGUUGGUGAUCGGACACAGAGGAAGCGGGAUGAACGUGGUGCAAUCGAGCGAUGGGAGGAUGCGAGCCAUCAGAGAGAACUCGAUCCGCUCUUUCAACGCCGCCGCCGCUUUCCCCGUCGACUUCGUCGAAUUCGACGUUCAGGUGACCAAAGAUGACUGCCCAGUCAUUUUCCAUGACAACUUCAUCCUCUCCGAACUCAAGGGAGGGAUAAUUGAGAAAAGGGUCACGGACCUCAACUUAGACGAAUUUCUCUCAUACGGACCACAAGAUUCGCCUGAAGAGGUAGGAAAGCCUCUCUUUAGGAAAACCAAGGAUGGGAGGAUUUUCGAGUGGAAGGUUGAGAAUGAUGCUCCUCUAUGCACCUUGCAAGAAGCAUUCAAGAAAGUCGAUCCCUUGAUUGGCUUCAACAUCGAAUUGAAGUUUGACGAUCAGAUUGAGUACAAAGAAGAAGAACUCACCUGCGUUCUUCAAGUUAUUCUCAAGGUAGUAAGCAAUUAUGCCAAGGACAGGCCUAUUCUGUUCUCAAGUUUCCAACCUGAUGCAGCCAUUUUGAUCAGGAAGCUGCAAAGCACUUACCCGGUAUUCUUCCUCACUAAUGGAGGAACCGAAAUUUACAAGGACGUGAGAAGGAACUCGUUGGACGAGGCAAUAAAGGUAUGUUUAGCUGGUGGACUGCAAGGUAUCGUGUCCCAAGUAAAAGCCAUCUUCAGAAAUCCCUGUGCCAUCAACAGAAUCAAGGAGUCCAGUCUCUCCCUAAUCACCUACGGCCAGCUUAAUAACGUUGCCGAGGUCGUGUACAUGCAAUAUCUGAUGGGAAUUGAAGGAGUGAUCGUCGAUUUCAUUCCAGAGAUCACAGAGGCCAUCUCAGACAUCAUGGGUCCUGCCAAGGAGGGGAAGGGAGAGACGGCUUCAGUUGAGGAGGCCAAAGCCAAGCCCCACUUUUCGCAGCACGAACUCUCUUUCCUGCUGAAGCUUAUACCAGAGUUGAUAAAGUCCUGAAGGGUCUGUAAAGUAUUGAGAAAGAACCGACUUCUGUGAUACCCGUCUGAACAUUUCAGGAAGUCUAAAAGGCCCUCAAUGUGCUUUUAUCACCCCCAGGGCUCUGUUCUUGGAGAACAGGGGCCAUGUUAGUGUACAGAUCAGUUCUCACAACCCACCAAGACUUUGUUUCACUAAGCUCUUCCCUCUAAUAUCAUGUUGCUUGGUUGUACUCUUAAACCCAAGUCCUCUUGCGCGAAAUGCUAUGGUAUGUACUUGGCACUUUGUCCUUGACAAAUUCCUCAACGUUAUUACUUAGUUUGUAGCCAA
Molecule: messenger RNA, 1913 nt
Organism: Eucalyptus grandis
Lineage: Eukaryota; Viridiplantae; Streptophyta; Magnoliopsida; Myrtales; Myrtaceae
Product: glycerophosphodiester phosphodiesterase GDPD1, chloroplastic
Exons: 8
Coding region: 471-1604 (377 amino acids)
Biological process (GO): glycerophospholipid catabolic process
Molecular function (GO): phosphoric diester hydrolase activity
Source: RefSeq, a predicted model, not a curated record